CAAAAAAAGAGUUUACAGAUUUAUAUAACUAGAGGGUAUUUUUCUAGUGAAUAUUUUCUUUUUGAAACGCUAAUUCUCCGUCGGCGUAAGAUUGAGCCUGUCUGUCUUCACACUUCACUUUUCCGAAAAGAACAAGAACCACACCGACAAAUCCUCUUCCAACCUGACACCACCUCCGCGAUCCAAUGCACUUCCCGCUGCCCAAAAUAAAAAUAAAUAAAUAAAAAUAAAAGAAGCCCAAUUCCCACGUGCCACAUUCCGCCCCAACACGUUCCAACAUUCUGACGCCCCUUCCUCACUGUUCUCAGAUUCCAAAACCAAAAAAUUAAAAAAAUAAAAAACAUCAUCAAAAACCCCAAGCUUCAAUUUCCCCGAAUUCACAUUUCUCGAUUCAAAUCCAAAAAUCGCUUCGAUUGAUUCGAUUUGGUUGAUUCCGAAUCGAGAAAUCACUGAAACCCGCUGAAUUUUGAGGAAACUGACACAAGUUAAUUUUGCAAUGGAGGCGAUAUUGGCACGUGCCUUAGAGUAUACGCUCAAGUACUGGCUUAAAUCUUUCUCUAGAGAUCAAUUUAAGCUUCAAGGCCGUACCGUUCAGCUUUCCAAUUUAGAUAUAAAUGGAGACGCUUUGCAUGCGAGCAUGGGAUUGCCACCAGCUUUGAACGUAACAAAGGCUAAAGUUGGCAAAUUUGAGAUAAUUCUUCCUUAUGUUAGUAAUGUACAAGUAGAGCCAAUUGUUGUGCAAAUUGAUAAGCUUGAUUUGGUUCUGGAGGAGAACAAUGAUUUGGACGCAUGUAGCAGCACCCACAGUACCCAGUCAUCUACUGGAUCCACUAAGGCUAGCGGCUAUGGGUUUGCUGAUAAGAUUGCAGAUGGAAUGACGAUUCAGGUCAGCACUGUCAAUCUUCUACUUGAAACACGUGGGGGUGCUCGACGUGAGGGGGGUGCUGCUUGGGCAUCACCUCUAGCAGCCAUUACCAUUCGCAAUCUCUUGUUGUAUACCACAAAUGAAAAUUGGCAGGUCGUAAAUCUCAAGGAAGCGCGCGACUUUUCCAAUAAUAAAGGCUUUAUAUACGUGUUCAAGAAACUUGAAUGGGAAUCUUUAUCAAUUGAUCUCCUGCCUCAUCCUGAUAUGUUCGCUGAUGCCAGUUUGGCACGAUCUCAAGAGGGUUCAACUCAGAGAGAUGAUGAUGGUGCAAAGCGGGUUUUCUUUGGUGGAGAACGUUUUUUGGAAGGAAUAUCAGGAGAAGCUCAUAUCACAAUGCAGAGGACUGAGCAGAACAAUCCCCUUGGGCUUGAGGUUCAAUUACAUAUCACAGAAGCUGUCUGUCCAGCAUUAAGUGAACCAGGACUCCGUGCUCUUCUUCGCUUCCUCACGGGUUUAUAUGUGUGUCUUAAUAGAGGAGAUGUGGAUCUAAAGGCUCAGCAGAGAUCUACAGAAGCAGCAGGACGUUCACUAGUCUCGCUUCUUGUGGACCACAUAUUUUUCUGCAUUAAAGAUGCUGAUUUUCAGCUUGAGCUUUUGAUGCAGUCGCUUCUCUUUUCUCGGGCAACAGUCUCUGAUGGAGAAAUUGUCAAUAAUUUGACCACGGUUAUGGUUGGUGGUCUUUUCUUAAGGGACACCUUCUCUCGCCCUCCAUGUACUUUAGUACAACCGUCCAUUGAGAAUGUCACAGAAAAUUGUUUGGAAAUUCCUGCCUUUGCUAAGAAUUUUUGCCCUCCAAUACAUCCUCUGGGAGACCAGCAGUUCCAGUUAAGCGCAGGUAUUCCUUUGAUAUGCCUUCAUUCACUUCAGGUCAAGCCUUCUCCACUCCCACCAUCUUUUGCUUCAGAAACGGUCAUUGCUUGCCAGCCACUUAUGAUUCACCUUCAGGAAGAAUCGUGUUUAAGGAUAUCUUCCUUCUUAGCUGAUGGCAUUGUUGUCAAUCCUGGGGAUGUUCUGCCAGAUUUUUCAGUAAACUCCCUCAUGUUUAUUCUCAAGGAAUUAGAUGUCACUGUUCCUCUGGACAUGAGUAAUUCAGACAAUCAAGCUUACAACAAAAACAAUACUGUCCAGAGUUCCUUCACUGGAGCAAGGCUUCACAUUGAAAACUUGUUUUUCUCAGAGUCACCUUCCCUAAAACUUAGGUUACUGAAGCUAGAGAAGGAUCCUGCUUGCUUCUGUAUGUGGGAGGGCCAACCUGUUGAUGCAAGCCAGAAGAAAUGGACUACUGGAGCCUCUCAUCUUAGUUUAUCUCUCGAAACAUCUAUCAGCUCUGCUGGGCAGCUGAGUUCUCAUGGAUUGACUUCAGGCUUGUGGCGAUGUGUUGAACUAAAAGAUGCUUCUAUUGAGGUAGCCAUGGUAACUGCUGAUGGAGGUCCAUUGACAAUUGUUCCUCCUCCUGGUGGCGUUGUCAGAGUAGGUGUUGCUUGUCAACAGUAUUUGUCCAACACUUCUGUUGAUCAGUUGUUUUUUGUCCUGGAUCUUUAUGCAUACUUUGGCAGAGUCGGUGAAAAGAUUGCCUCUGUUGGAAAAAACAAGAGAACAGAGAGUAGAAAUGAAUCUUCUGAUGAUGGUAGGCUAAUGGAUAAAGUUCCAUGUGAUACUGCAGUAAGCUUAGCAGUGAAGGGACUCCAGCUUAGAUUUCUUGAAUCUUCUACGAUAAAUAUUGAGGGAAUGCCUCUCGUUCAAUUUAUUGGGAAUGGUCUUUUCAUCAAAGUUGCUCAUAGAACCCUUGGUGGUGCUAUUGCUGUUUCAUCCACUUUACUCUGGCAGAGUGUUCAGGUGGACUGUGUAGAGACUGAGGGACGUUUGGCGCAUGAAUAUAGCACAGUUUCAACUCCCAUUGAGAAUGGUUUGGCAACCACAAAUGGCUAUCCACAGCUAAGAGCUGUCUUUUGGGUGCAUAACCACCAGAAACAUCAACCAAAUGGUCUUGCAUGUACAAUUCCAUUUCUGGACAUAAACAUAGUACACGUAAUUCCAUUCAGUGAACGUGAUAAAGAAUGCCAUAGUUUAAGUGUGUCAGCCUGUAUCUCUGGCAUACGCCUUGGUGGUGGAAUGAACUAUGCAGAAGCCCUGCUACAUCGAUUUGGAAUACUUGGGCCUGAUGGUGGUCCGGGAGAAGGGCUCACUAAAGGGUUAAAGAACUUAUCAAGAGGCCCACUGUCAAAGCUUUUCAAAACAUCACAUCUCAGAGUUGAUUUAGGAGAAGAUAGAAGUCCAGAAAAUGGGAAAGAUGGUGGGAUUUUGCACUUGGGGAUGCCAGAUGAUGUGGAUGUGUGUAUAGAAUUGAAAGAUUGGUUAUUUGCUCUUGAAGGCGCACAAGAAAUGGCAGAAAGGUGGUGGUUUGACAACCAUGAAAAUCUGGGUAGAGAAGAGAGGUGCUGGCACACAACUUUUCAAAGUUUGCUAGUGAAAGCGAAAAAUAGUCCAAGGCAUGAGCCGUAUGCCAAAGGGAACAUGCCUGGAAGACACAAGUAUCCUGUGGAUUUGGUCACGGUUGGUGUGGAGGGCUUGCAGAUCUUGAAGCCACUGGGACAAAAUGGUAUUUCUCUGUCAGAGAAUGAGAUGAAAGAAGUUGUUGAGACAUCUGGUGGGAUAAAUCUUGAAGCUCGUUUGGUGAUGUCAGAGGAAAGUGUUGAUGAUGAAAUGGCUACAUGGGUUGUGGAAAACUUGAAAUUCUCUGUCAAGCAUCCGAUUGAGGCUAUUGUGACCAAGGAUGAAUUCCAGCACCUUGCUUUCUUGUGCAAGUCUGAAGUUGAUGCAAUGGGUCGGAUGGCUGCUGGGGUCCUGAAGUUGCUCAAACUGGAGCGAUCCAUUGGCCAGGCAACAAUAGACCAACUAAGCAACCUUGGAAGUGAGAGCUUUGACAAGAUUUUCACCCCACAAAAGCUUAGCAGGGGUAGUAGUCCUCGCAGUAUUGGACUCUCUCCAUCCCCAUAUCCGAUUUACGAGAUUCCGCAGACAAUAGAAUCAACGGUUGCUUCACUCGAGGAGGCAGUUAUGGAUUCACAAGCCAAAUGUGCUACUAUUAUGACUGAUUUAUCUGCUUCUGAGUCCUCUUUACAGUAUCUUGCUGAUAUCAAACAACUAAGUCAGAAGCUUGAAAGUAUGCAGAGUCUAGUGAGGCAAUUAAGGACACAGAUUUAAUUUGCCUUUGCCAUUCAGUCCUCCUUGUGAAAUUUUGGGGUCUUAUAGUAAUACUUAUUCUUUUCUGUAUAUAGAAAAAAAUAGGAUUAUAGAUGCAGGUUGAGUGUUGUGAUGAGGAAAAGAAAUGAGAACUGUUCAUUUGUUGUAGUAAAACAAAUUUUGUAUCCUUAUAGUUGAUAAAAUCUAAUGUGAAUUACGUUUCAUAUUUCAAUUAUAAACCCGGGUAUAUUUUCUGAA
Messenger RNA from Ricinus communis (castor bean), 4366 nucleotides. RefSeq lists its product as uncharacterized. The record is from RefSeq and is a predicted model, not a curated record. The coding region runs from base 497 to 4129 and encodes 1210 amino acids. The transcript has 20 exons. NCBI's taxonomy places the organism in Eukaryota, Viridiplantae, Streptophyta, Magnoliopsida, Malpighiales, Euphorbiaceae.